Anastrepha obliqua is the source of this 7023-nucleotide messenger RNA. It is a transcript of the gene rudimentary, whose product is annotated as CAD protein. Gene Ontology annotation, biological process: 'de novo' pyrimidine nucleobase biosynthetic process; L-glutamine metabolic process; L-arginine biosynthetic process. The coding region runs from base 138 to 6815 and encodes 2225 amino acids. The record is from RefSeq and is a predicted model, not a curated record. Lineage: Eukaryota; Metazoa; Arthropoda; Insecta; Diptera; Tephritidae. The transcript has 8 exons. Gene Ontology annotation, cellular component: carbamoyl-phosphate synthase complex; cytoplasm. Gene Ontology annotation, molecular function: hydrolase activity, acting on carbon-nitrogen (but not peptide) bonds, in cyclic amides; ATP binding; carbamoyl-phosphate synthase (glutamine-hydrolyzing) activity.
AGCGACCAAUCGUGAAGGUAUCUUUUCCUUCUCCAGUACGGUUGUGUUCUAUAGAGACAUCAGAAGCCACGUGGAAAGUUUUACAUCUCAAAAAAAAAAAAAGUUUUACAUUACAAACGCGUCACUAAUCAUUUAGAAUGAAAUCACCAAAUUGCUUUUUGGUCUUACAAGACGGAACCGUUUUGCCAGGCCACGCUUUUGGUGCCAAAGCUCCCGUCGAUGGAGAAGUUGUCUUCCAAACCGGUAUGGUCGGUUAUCCCGAAUCGAUGACUGAUCGUUCAUAUCGCGCACAAAUUCUUGUACUCACUUAUCCGCUAAUCGGUAACUACGGUGUACCAGAUGAGAAGGAACUCGACGAGCAUGGUUUGCCGGUAAAUUUCGAAUGGUUCGAGGGCAUUACAGUAGCUGCAUUGGUGGUGGGUGAAGUGUGUGAAUCGCCAUCACAUUGGCGUACCCAACAGACGCUUUCGCGCUGGAUGGAAGGUCAUGGUGUGCCGGGUAUUAGUGGCAUAGACACCCGCGCACUCACGAAAAAGAUACGAGAAAAUGGUUCCAUACUCGGCCGUAUUGUGUACGAGCUCCCAACUAAUGUAAGAAGUCUAACCUUCAACGAUCCAAACAAACGGAAUUUGGUAGCUGAGUGUUCGGUUAAGAAGCCACAAGUCUUUAAUGCUACAGGCACACCACGAAUUUGUGCGAUCGAUUGUGGUUUGAAGUUGAAUCAGAUUAAAUGUUUUGUGUCACGUGGCGCACGUGUCGACUUAGUACCAUGGAACUAUGCGCUGAAUGAGCAGGAAUUUGAUGGUCUCUUUAUUAGUAAUGGUCCUGGUGACCCGGUUGUAUGUAAGGAUACAGUUACGCAAAUACAAAAGGUGCUAAAAAAUGGAAAGAAACCCAUCUUUGGUAUUUGCUUGGGUCAUCAAUUGCUCGCCACCGCUAUUGGUUGCAAGACAUAUAAGAUGAAGUAUGGCAAUCGUGGACAUAAUCUGCCAUGUGUGCACAACGGCACUGGUCGGUGUUUUAUGACUUCACAAAAUCAUGGUUUCGCGGUGGAUAGCGACUCACUGCCUGCUGAGUGGGAGCCACUUUUUACAAAUGCCAACGACAAUACAAACGAAGGUAUUAUCCACAAAAGCAAACCAUACUUCUCUGUACAAUUCCAUCCCGAGCAUACCGCCGGUCCUGAAGAUUUAGAAUUACUUUUCGAUGUCUUUCUCGAUGCUGUUGUGCAAAAUAAAGCUACGCAGCACCUGAGUCUGCGUGAAAAUUUGAUCGACCGCCUCACAUACAUACCCAAACCGGAUAGUAUACCCGAGAAGCGUCCGCGAAAAGUACUAAUUUUGGGUUCUGGUGGUUUGUCUAUCGGACAAGCAGGCGAAUUCGAUUACUCGGGUGCUCAAGCGAUCAAGGCAAUGAAAGAGGAGAAAAUCCAAACUGUCCUAAUAAAUCCCAACAUCGCCACUGUACAAACUACAAAGGGUCUUGCCGACAAGUGCUACUUCUUGCCACUGACUCCGAAAUAUGUUGAGCAGGUAAUUAAAGCGGAGCGUCCUAGUGGCGUACUGCUUACGUUCGGCGGCCAGACCGCGCUCAACUGCGGUAUAGAAUUGGAUCGCGCUGGCGUCUGGGCGAAAUACAACGUUCAAAUACUGGGCACACCCAUACAAUCGAUUAUCGAAACUGAAGAUCGAAAGAUAUUUGCGGAACGUGUAGCUGAAAUUGGCGAAUGCGUUGCACCUUCCGAAGCUGUGUACUCUGUGCAGGAGGCCCUGGAGGCAGCCAAAAGAUUGGGUUAUCCUGUAAUGGCAAGAGCAGCAUUCUCGUUGGGUGGUUUAGGCUCCGGUUUUGCAGACAACGAACGUGAAUUAGAGACGCUCGCGCAGCAAGCAUUGGCUCAUUCUAGCCAAUUGAUUAUUGACAAAUCGCUAAAGGGCUGGAAGGAGGUGGAAUAUGAGGUGGUGCGUGACGCUUUCGAUAAUUGCAUAACUGUUUGUAAUAUGGAAAAUCUUGAUCCUCUGGGCAUACACACUGGUGAGAGUAUUGUGGUGGCACCGUCGCAGACACUUUCCAACAAAGAGUACAAUAUGCUACGCACCACUGCUCUAAAAGUAAUACGACAUUUUGGUGUUGUCGGUGAAUGCAAUAUUCAAUAUGCACUUAGCCCACACUCCGAGGAGUACUACAUCAUCGAAGUGAAUGCACGCUUAUCGCGCAGCUCUGCCUUAGCCAGCAAAGCUACGGGUUAUCCGUUGGCAUAUGUCGCCGCUAAAUUGGGGCUGGGCGUUUCACUACCUUCUAUUAAGAACUCUGUAACUGGUGUAACUACAGCCUGUUUCGAGCCCAGUCUCGAUUACUGUGUGGUCAAGAUACCAAGGUGGGAUUUGGCGAAAUUUGUACGCGUCAGCAAGAAUAUCGGUAGCUCGAUGAAGAGUGUUGGCGAAGUAAUGGCUAUUGGACGCAACUUUGAGGAGGCUUUUCAAAAAGCUUUGCGCAUGGUAGAUGGCGGCGUAAACGGUUUCGAUCCUGAUCAGCAUCCAUUGCGUGAAGAGGAGCUGACUGAACCGACUGACAAACGACCGUUUGUGUUGGCUGCUGCGCUGAAAGCCAACUAUGGUGUUGAAAAGUUACACCAGCUCACAAAAAUCGAUAGAUGGUUCCUCAAUAAGAUGAAGCACAUCAUCGAGUUUCAAAACACUUUGGAAGAAACGGGAAAUACGCUUUCAGGGGCACAAAUUCUACAGGCCAAGCAAAUUGGAUUUUCCGACAAACAAAUCGCCGCAGCUAUUAAAAGCACAGAGUUGGCGAUACGCAAGCAACGGCAAGAGCUGGGAAUCAAACCAUUUGUCAAGCAAAUAGAUACUGUAGCCGGCGAAUGGCCAGCCGCCACAAACUAUCUCUACCUGACCUACAAUGCCAACGCACAUGAUUUGGAAUUCCCCGGCGGUUUUACGAUUGUGGUUGGCUCCGGCGUAUACCGCAUAGGGUCAUCGGUGGAGUUCGACUGGUGUGCGGUUGGUUGUUUACGUGAGUUGCGCAAUCUCGGUAAACCCACAAUUAUGAUAAAUUACAAUCCCGAAACGGUUUCCACCGAUUAUGAUAUGUGCGAUCGGCUAUACUUCGAAGAGAUUUCAUUUGAAGUAGUUAUGGACGUGUACGAAAUGGAAGAUUCGGAAGGUAUCAUACUCUCCAUGGGUGGACAACUGCCAAACAAUAUCGCAAUAGAUCUGCAUCGUCAACAAGCUAAAGUACUCGGCACAUCACCGGAAUCCAUCGAUAGCGCUGAGAACCGCUUCAAGUUUUCACGCAUGUUGGACCGCAAGGGUAUACUGCAGCCACGUUGGAAGGAAUUGACGAACUUAAAAAGCGCCAUAGAGUUUUGCGAGGAAGUCGGCUACCCUUGCCUGGUGCGCCCAUCAUACGUGCUCUCUGGCGCCGCAAUGAAUGUAGCCUAUUCCAAUCAAGAUUUGGAGACCUACUUAAAUGCAGCAUCAUUAGUUAGCAAGGAGCACCCUGUAGUUAUAUCGAAAUUCCUUACAGAAGCAAAAGAAAUCGAUGUGGAUGCCGUGGCGGCUGAUGGUGAAAUACUGUGCAUGGCUGUUUCCGAGCAUGUAGAAAACGCAGGUGUUCAUUCGGGUGAUGCCACCUUGGUUACACCACCACAGGAUUUGAAUGGCGAGACACUUGAAACUAUUAAGCGCAUAACACGCGAUCUGGCAGCGCUGCUUGAUGUGACUGGUCCUUUCAAUAUGCAAUUGAUUGCGAAGAAUAACGAGCUCAAAGUGAUUGAGUGUAAUGUGCGCGUCUCUCGCUCUUUCCCCUUCGUAUCAAAGACUUUGGAUCAUGAUUUUGUGGCGACGGCAACGCGUGCUAUCGUUGGUAUACCUGUGGCACCAGUGGAGGUUUUACAUGGUGUGGGCAAAGUCGGUGUAAAAGUGCCACAGUUCAGUUUCUCCCGUUUGGCUGGUGCAGAUGUGCAGUUAGGCGUGGAAAUGGCAUCCACCGGUGAGGUGGCUUGCUUUGGCGACAAUCGCUACGAAGCUUACUUGAAAGCAAUGAUGUCUACGGGCUUCCAAAUACCGAGGAAAGCGAUUCUACUCUCGAUAGGAAGUUUUAAGCACAAAAUGGAGCUAUUGCCGUCGAUCAGGGAUCUAGCGAAAAUGGGUUACAAGCUGUAUGCUUCCAUGGGUACUGGCGAUUUCUAUGCAGAACAUGGCGUUGAUGUGGAAUCCGUGCAAUGGACUUUCGAUAAGAAAUCACCCGAAGAUCCCAAUGGUGAGCUGCGUCACUUAGCUGAGUUCUUAGCUAAUAAACAAUUCGAUAUGGUCAUAAAUCUGCCUAUGCAUGGUGGAGGCGCCAGAAGAGUGUCUUCCUUCAUGACUCACGGCUAUCGCACACGCCGUCUCGCUGUCGACUUCUCCAUUCCAUUGGUGACGGAUGUAAAAUGCACCAAACUUUUAGUCGAAUCGAUGCGUAUCACAGGUCGUCGUCCAGCCAUGAAAACUCACACCGAUUGUAUGACCUCACGCCGCAUUGUCAAACUGCCGGGCUUCAUCGACGUGCAUGUGCAUCUACGCGAACCAGGUGCCACACAUAAGGAAGACUUUGCAACCGGUACAGCAGCUGCAUUGGCUGGUGGUGUGACACUCAUUUGCGCUAUGCCCAACACGAAUCCUUCGAUCGUCGAUCGUUCUAGCUUUCAGCUCUUCCAAGAUUUGGCAAAGGCAGGCGCUCGUUGUGAUUAUGCGCUCUAUGUGGGCGCAUCCGACACAAAUUGGCAGAGCGUUGGCGAGUUAGCAUCCCAGGCUUGCGGCCUGAAGAUGUAUCUUAACGACACUUUUAGCACGCUGAAAAUGACCGAUAUGACAGUGUGGGAGAAGCACAUGCAAAAUUGGCCGAAGCGUGCACCGAUUGUGUGUCAUGCUGAAAGGCAAACUAUGGGUGCGGUUAUUCUAAUGGCACAUCUACUCGAUCGUCCCAUACACAUUUGUCACAUCGCACGCAAAGAGGAAAUUAUGUUGAUACGCGCUGCAAAAGAAAAAGGCAUUCGCGUGACUUGCGAAGUUUGCCCGCACCACUUGUUCCUCUCCACCGACGAUGUACCAGCCAUUGGCGAAGGGCGUGCAGAGGUGCGACCAGUGUUGUGCACACCCGAAGAUCAGCAAGCUUUGUGGGACAACAUGAAUUAUAUUGAUGUGUUUGCUACUGAUCAUGCGCCACAUACGUGGGAGGAGAAAAACUCCGAGAAACCCCCUCCAGGAUUUCCCGGCUUGGAAACCAUACUACCAUUGUUGCUCAAAGCUGUUGACGACGGACUGCUGACGCUGGAAGACAUACAGAAUAAAUUCUACCGUAAUCCAAAACGUAUCUUCAGUCUGCCCGAGCAGCCCAACACUUAUAUUGAGGUGGACUUGGAUGAGGAAUGGACUAUAAACCAAGAAGAAAUGCACUCCAAGGCGCGAUGGACGCCAUUUGAUGGCAUGAAAGUGAAGGGUAAAGUGCAUCGUGUUGUGUUGCGUGGUGAAGUUGCUUUUGUUGAUGGUGAGGUGCUUGUUCAACCUGGUUUCGGGCAAAAUGUGCGCGGCCAAUAUGCGCGCAAAUCACUCCUCCUACAAUCGGUAGAAUCGCUUGAUAUCCACGCAUCCACUGAUGGUCUCGACAAGUCGCAAGACCGCAGUGUCGACUUUCUGUCCGACUCACAGGCCAACGAGGCGUUCGCCAAGCUUUUGGCAGAACCACCUUCGAAGGUACACUUUGCAGGCGACCCCGGUUUGCUGCGACCCAUCUCGCCAUUGCCUCGCAUACGCUGUGACUCCGCCAAUAAUGCAACGUUGCGUGAACUACUGCCUAAAAGCAACCUCACCACUGCGCCAGUCAGUCCCGUGGUGCACAGCUUACUUGGCAAACACAUACUCUCCGUUGAUAUGUUCACUAAGGAGCAUCUAAAUGAAAUCUUCAACUUGGCGCAGCUGUUGAAAAGCCGUGUAGCUAAAGACCGACCUUUGGAUGACAUCUUGCGUGGCAAGAUCAUGGCAUCCAUUUUCUAUGAAGUGAGCACAAGAACCAGUUGUAGUUUUGCUGCGGCCAUGCAACGAUUGGGCGGACGCGUUAUCUACAUGGAUCAGACGAGUUCAUCGGUGAAAAAGGGUGAAACUUUGGAGGACAGCAUCGCAGUAAUGGCAAGCUAUUCCGAUGUAGUUGUACUGCGCCAUCCCGAACCGGGUGCAGUUACGCGCGCGGCGAAUCAUUCACGCAAACCCAUACUAAAUGCUGGUGAUGGUGUGGGUGAGCACCCAUCUCAGGCGCUACUAGAUAUCUUCACUAUACGCGAGGAGAUCGGUACCGUAAAUGGUCUCACUAUUACAAUGGUGGGCGAUCUGAAGCAUGGACGGACAGUGCACUCAUUGGCACGUCUUCUAACACUCUACAAUGUAACAUUGCAAUAUGUCAGUCCUCCGGGUCUCGGAAUGCCAGAGCAGAUCGUACGCUACUUAGCUUCAAAAAGUGUACUACAGAAGACAAUGAGCUCUAUGGAGGAUGCUUUGCCGACCACAGAUGUGCUCUAUAUGACACGCAUACAGAAGGAACGUUUCGCCAGCGAAGAGGAGUACAAUAAGGCAUGCGGCCACUUUGUUGUCACCCCGAAGCUAAUGACGCUCGCGAGUCGUCGCACAAUUGUCAUGCAUCCAUUGCCACGUGUCUUUGAAAUCAGCAAAGAGUUCGACUCGGAUCCGCGUGCUGCCUACUUCCGUCAAGCGGAGUACGGUAUGUAUGUGCGCAUGGCGCUGCUAGCCAUGGUGAUUGGUUCGAGAAACUAAAUAGCUGCAGCCAUAUUAUUCCAAUUUACAAAAGAAAAAGACAUUUAUUUAUGUGAUUUUACAAUAUUUUUUAUGAUUCGUGUAUUCUUAUAUAAACUAAAAGUAUAGUUAUUUUUUAAUAAACUUACAACUUGUUGAAAUAAAACAAAAAAAAAGAACAAAAAAAACAAAAAUAGUGUUUGUGAUUAAAAUAAUUUUUGCAAAUUCU